AGUUGAAAAACUCACCUGGUAAAAUUUAUCUAAAACCUGCGAUACGAACCACAAAACUGAAAAUUGUUCCACAGACCUGGAACAGUAUAAACCUAAAGGUUGAUGUAAUGGGAUGUAAUGCCUCUUACUGGUCCGAAUGGUCUCCUUGGUCAAAUUGUUCAUCAGACUGUAAUGCGCAGAAGCAAACUAGGACGAGAAUAUGCAAUGUUGUAUCUACCGGACUUAAUAAGCCCUGCGAAGGAAACUCUACCGAAACCAAAACCUGUGUCAGUGACCUAUGUCAAUGCAUUUACGCUGUCAAUGUGAACGGACUCGCAUAUAUUGAAAAGGAUGGCAUACUAGGAUAUACAAAUAAGACUGAAAAACUUAGUCAAGGGGACAUAUUAGAAGAGGGAGUACAAUUUUUCCAAGACUGCAACACAUGCACAUGUCGUGGUGGAGCCAUAGCAUGUACAAGAAAAGCCUGCCUCAACUGUGCUUACACUAUGUGGUCCGUAUGGUCGAAAUGUAGUUUACCAUGUGGUAAUAGCACGAAAACAAGGACUCGUGUGAAAUUGACGGGCAGAGGACAAGAAAGUUGCAAUAAGGAACUUACGCAAACUAAAACGUGUAAUCAAUCAUCUUGUGACGCUGGUUGCAAGCUUUACAAACGAGUUGGUUACAUCAUUGACGGUGCUGGAUGCACAUCUAAUAAUAUAAUUGAUACAUCGUACUGUAGUGGUUUCUGUGGAGAAAGCUCUUCAGUGCCGAGAAUUAUGGAAGAUGCAAACAGUAUCUUAACAAUGACUAAUGACUGCAAGUGCUGUACAGGUCAAACUGGAUCUCAAGUUUCGGUGCCAAUGACAUGCUCAAAUGGCUUAAAAAAGACUGUAUACGUCCGCCCGAUGGUUUCAUGCAGUUGUAAUAAAUGCAUGAAUAAUGCUAACCAAAUUUCUCAAACUGUGGGCUAAAUACAUCCAUUCCAAUUUUUUUUCUCUUCCUAGUUAUUAUGAUUGUCGUCAUACAAAAUAGCAUAAUAUUAAAAAUAAUAAAUAUAAAAAUAAAAUAUAAAAUAUAAUUUAAUUUGAUUUAGCGUAAAUAAAUAAUGCCAAAUGGUGAACGUCGAAGAGUUAGAGAUUGUACUAACGCGAAAGUACGAUACCAAAAUUUUUCACUUCACUUUAAAUCGUGCAUUGUAUUUUUAAAACAAACAUAGAAGAUAAUAACACAACCAAAAUUCUGAAUAAAAACAUGCAAUGAAAAAAA
This is a messenger RNA of Octopus bimaculoides (California two-spot octopus), 1245 nucleotides long. RefSeq lists its product as uncharacterized. The record is from RefSeq and is a predicted model, not a curated record. Gene Ontology annotation, molecular function: protein binding. Lineage: Eukaryota; Metazoa; Mollusca; Cephalopoda; Octopoda; Octopodidae. Gene Ontology annotation, cellular component: extracellular matrix.